Molecule: messenger RNA, 1937 nt
Organism: Vollenhovia emeryi
Lineage: Eukaryota; Metazoa; Arthropoda; Insecta; Hymenoptera; Formicidae
Product: lipase member H-B-like
Exons: 8
Coding region: 372-1328 (318 amino acids)
Biological process (GO): lipid metabolic process
Molecular function (GO): lipase activity
Source: RefSeq, a predicted model, not a curated record
GUCUUGAGACGUAAAACCGAGUCGUAUUGUAUUCUUGUACUGUACAAAAUCGCACGUUGAGAAUCCAGUAUUUGGUGUUAUUUAUUUACGCGGCUACGCGUGAGAUCUGCAGGAUUGCUGCAGGCGUGACAAUAUAUUUUCUAUAAACAUAGUCAACUCCGUCAGAAAAAUAUACCUUCGAUGUUUGACACGUGUAAAAGGGUUCGUUACACACAAUAAAUCAAACAGGGCGACGUGAGAUAACGUAAUGUCUCAUAUAUUUAACAUAAAUUAGCAACGUGGUUUCUUAUAUAUUGCAGCGCGCAAGAAAAAAUUCAAAGUUUAGCCCGUUAACACAUAUUCUUUGUUUUGAGAGGCUUCAGAGAAUUACAAUGAUAAACCGCGCUUUGCGACAAUGUGCUGUCACCAUUGCGUUAAUAUACGCGACUGCAGUUGACGGACAAUCUAAGGAGGGAGCAGUUUCUAACUUGCAGAGCAUCUUUUUACGUAUUUAUGGAACCACGUUGCAUGAAUAUGUCGAUUACCCGUUGGAGAAUGUCAACGCGAUCACAUCUCGAAUUGACAACAGUAAGCCAACGGUAAUGUACGUUCACGGCUUCACGGAAAAUGUGGAAAGAAAGAGCGUGCAAACGGUAGUGCAAGCUUACUUGGAUAGACGCGAUCACAAUAUUCUCGCGGUAGAUUACGGUAAAUUAGCGAACGACUCGUAUGUAAAUUUAGCGAUAAAUGCACCUCUCAUUGGAAAAGUUCUCGCGACGCUUUUCAAUGAGAUGAAGAAAUCUGGUGUUGAUACGGAAAAAUUACACAUCGUCGCACACUCCAUGGGCAGUCAGAUUGCUGGUUAUAUCGGCAGACAAGUCAACUUUGAUAUUCCUAGAAUUACAGGUCUGGACCCGGCCGGUCCAUUUUUCAAUGUUCUCCUGCCUAGUCUUUCGUCCAACGCUGCCCGCUUUGUGGACACCAUACACACAGAUUAUGGAAUUUAUGGUGUUGCCAAGAACACGGGCACAGUGGAUUUUUUCCCAAACGGUGGUACACGCAUACAACCUGGCUGUCCGAAACAUCCCACAUUCUACAGUAACGACGAUUUCUGUAGCCACAAUCGUGCCUGGAAAUUGUAUGCCGAGUCUUUAAUCAAUGAAUCUUCAUUCUUGGGCGUGCAAUGUUCUUCGAUCUCUCAAUUCACUUCCGGCAAUUGCAAUAAUAAUACACAGAUCUUCAUGGGAUAUGCCACUCCACGCAGCGCGCAGGGAAAGGUCUAUCUCAUAACGAACGAUCGAAGCCCUUUCGGAUUGAGCAAGCAAGGGGCAUUCAUUUCGACGAAUUAAUUCCACGUUGAGAAUACAAAAGGAAUGCCGCAACAUUAUUAGGAAAAAAACUGUGAAUUCUUUUAUUAAUACGAAAGAAGGAAAACAAUUAGAGAGAGGAAGAGUAUAUUGGCCUGCAACACGUACUCUUUCUGUGAUGCUACGUUUAUUAUAUAUUAAUGGAUAAUCGAAGGCAAUGUCUUACUUUAUUUCUUAUGAUCACAGAGUUGUCGUCGCUUUUUGAUAUCUAGACAUCUCUGUUUCCCAUUGCACAUAGCAAUGCUGUUAAUUCGUUAUCCAAUUUAGCACUUGUCGCAUUACUACGGUCCUUGAUGCAUAUUAUUCUCGUAAUACACAUUUAAAUGUGUUGAAACUGCAAACGCUGGUAAUUUUAAGUUUCGAGAAGUAAUUAAAGUACGUAGAUUAAGAAAUAUUCCAACGCUGAGAUCCGAGGCUGCCGUAUAUCGAUCGCGACGAUGACAGCGAAGUAGCGAACGUAGCAAAUUUAUAGUAACGUUAAUUUUUAAACAGGACAGAACUACCGCAUCUGUGGCGUGCCUCUAAGAGCGUACGAUAGGCUUUGUAAAAUUACAUUUGAUAUUUCUUGAAGCGAUUACAUAAAAAAAAAAA